AAAAAAAAGUGGCAAUAUACAAAACUACCCAAAUUCUUAGAAGUGUCUACAACUUUUACCCACUUUUUCUCUCAUCUACAACUUUUAACCAUUUGUAUUUUUUAAUAUAUUUUGUCAUCACACAUGUACACGCUUUUUUAUGCUUGUCAGCAAUCAUCUCAUAAUUGUUCACGCAUGAGUUGAAGGAGUGUACUAUGAUUCUCUAUCAUUUUGUCCUUUUAUGAUUCCCCCAUCACCUUUUGUGCCUAAAAUACCACCAAGGAAAUGAGUUUGAAAUACCGCACAUAUGUAAAUAUUAUACGAAAAUAAUAUUUACAGGUUAAAAUGAUGCAAAGGAUUCUCUACACCAUAGAAAAUACUGUCUAAAAAAAUUAAAAUACCAUCGGAAUAAAUGAUAAUACCGCCGGUCGAUAUUCUCAAAUAUUCGGACGGUAUAGUGAUUUUGACGAUGGUAUUUUCUUUUUUCGACGACGGUAUUAAAUUUAUUUCCAACGGUAUUCUAAGUACGUCUGGCUCCUUUUAAUUUCACUUUCACGUGAAUAUAAAGUUCUUGCAAGUACACUCAUGUCAAUAUAAAGUGAUUCCUAGUACAUUCACGGGUGAGGGUGAGUAAAUUAAACAUAAAUUAAACACAAAGGCCUCCAUAUAUGUUGAAAGGAUGAAGUAAAUACGACACAAACAUUCAAAACAAGUUGUCUCAAAGGCCUCUAUAUUUGUUGAGUUAUAAUUCUUCUUCUUGGAAGCUUUGGGGUUCUCAGCUGCCAUUUCAUUGGAGAAUUGGGAGAAAAAAAAUUUCAUCGCAUAUCUAUCAACUAAAGAUGACGGAGUGGAAAAACGUCCUUGUGAGAUAUGGAGGAUAUUGGAACGAUGUCUUAUAUUGUGGUGGAGGUGCUACAUUUGGUUAUGUUCAGACAAAUAACAUAAGCAUUUCGGAGUUAAGGCAAAAUAGCAAUUACUACUUGAUGGCAAAUUCACUGAGUACCAUCUACAAUUUAUACUAUCUAUCGAGAUCUCGAAGUGGCAGGAUCAUCCGAUCUCUUUUAAGUACUGAUGACCAACUUUCUCGACUUUGUGCCUUUGAGGUCGAGCCAGAGGUUUAUGUGACACAUGAUGGUGGCACUUCCCAAUCGGAGCAAGAAGUUUAUCGACCUUCGAUCGAGAUACCGUAUGCAUCUACUUAUGAGCACCCUCCUCAGCCCACGUCAUUCGAGGAGCCCAUCUCAAACCACAUGAGAGGUUUUGAUUGGUUUGCUGAUAAUAAUGAUGAUGAAGAGUAUGUUCCAUCAACAGACACUGAUGAUGAAGAAGAUGAGGAGCGUGAGUCUGCUCGAGUUGAUUAUGGCACAUUUGCUGAGCAUAUAAUUUUUGCUAGCUUCUUAAACUAAAUUUUAUUUUAAACAAAUAAUUCAGGCAUUUAGGCGAUGAUUUAUCUAAGCAUGUUGGAGACUAUUAUCAAUCAGCAAAGCUACGAGAGGCAUACUCGUAUCGGGUAAACUCUGUCCCGCCACAUGCUUCAUGGAUAGUCCCUGCAGAUGUUGCAAGUAUUUGUGUUUUACCUCCACUAUGGAAGCGACAGUUUGGUCGGCCAAAAGAAACGCAACAUAAGGGACCCACUGAGAAAGAUUCACAAAAGCAGAAGACAACACCAGGCAAUGCGGCAUCCACAAGCAAAAGUCGUGUUCCUAAGACGUGUAGUUUGUGUGGAGCGAGAUCGCAUACACGUCCCAAUUGUCCUUACUUACUGCAAGAUGAAUGAGUGUUUGUUGUAAUUCUACAUUCUAAUGUGUUUGUUGUUAUUCGUGGAUGCAUGUUCUUAUGGUUUUCUAGUAUCUUAAUGGU
Messenger RNA from Salvia miltiorrhiza (redroot sage), 1839 nucleotides. RefSeq lists its product as uncharacterized. Lineage: Eukaryota; Viridiplantae; Streptophyta; Magnoliopsida; Lamiales; Lamiaceae. The coding region runs from base 819 to 1385 and encodes 188 amino acids. The transcript has 2 exons. The record is from RefSeq and is a predicted model, not a curated record.